AUGACAGAAAAAGCUGUCAUUGUAAUGGUGGGGCUGCCGGCGCGAGGGAAGUCAUACAUUGCACAACGGAUCGUCUCGUACUACCGCUCGGCCUAUGGCGACGGCGGGGGCUGUCGGCUGUUCAACGCGGGAAAAGAGCGUCGUUUUCUGGCCGCGGACGCUCAGGAUGCGCCACCACACCCCGCCCUGUAUCGCACAGUGACACACCAGCCGCAUCAGCCGCGCCAUCCGGGUGACAGUGCCGAAAUAGAUGAUGACCUUAGUGGCGCUGAAGCAGAAGUCGGCACCGGCCCGGCGCCACCGCAGACACUGUUCGACACACAGAACGACGACGCGGUGCGCGCCAGGGACCAGAUCGCGCUCGCCACUGUGCAAAAGAUGUGCGUGUGGCUCCAGUCCGACAACGCGCACCGUGUCGCCAUUUUCGACGCCACCAACACUACGGCAGCCCGGAGGGCAAUGGUCGUCGACACCAUCCGUCUGCACACGUCGGGACAGACCCCCGUUAUAUUUAUUGAAAGCAUCUGCACGGACGCGGAGGUUAUCCACCAAAACAUUGUACACAAGGUGCGCCACUCGCCGGACUACUUGGAGGAUCCGGACAAACACUGGUGCUACCUUGAUUUCAAGACGCGGCUUGAAAACUACGAGCGGAUCUACGAGCCCUGUGACCUUGCGGCAGAGUUUCCGCAACAGGAGUUCUCUGAGUCUCUUGCUCUUCUUCGGGUUGUCAACCAAGGCGCCAAGAUACAGCUACAGGGCCAAGCCUCGCCUGCGCACGAAAGCACGCUCAUGUGUCUCUUGCACGGUAUUUACCACAACACGCUGGAUGCAGCGACCUUCCUCCCGCUUGCACUCGACACUAUCACGAAGGCUCGGUCCGCGUGCUCCUCCACUUCUUCUUCGCUCUUUUCACUCUCGAGCCUAAUGCUUUCCAGUAACGCGACUGAGGAGGAGAGGGUUCGAGAAUCUGUGGACGAGGCCGCUGCCAGCGACCCUAAGCCCCCGAACCGGGCGCUUGAGCAGGAAUUGGAACUGAUCCUAUCCGGCGCAGCCUCUCGGGCUGAGCAAGGAUCUUUACGACGAGACGCCAACGAUUAA
Lachancea thermotolerans CBS 6340 is the source of this 1101-nucleotide messenger RNA. Its product is annotated as KLTH0F14058p. The record is from RefSeq and is a predicted model, not a curated record. Gene Ontology annotation, cellular component: cytosol. The transcript has a single exon. NCBI's taxonomy places the organism in Eukaryota, Fungi, Ascomycota, Saccharomycetes, Saccharomycetales, Saccharomycetaceae. The coding region runs from base 1 to 1101 and encodes 366 amino acids. Gene Ontology annotation, molecular function: 6-phosphofructo-2-kinase activity; fructose-2,6-bisphosphate 2-phosphatase activity; ATP binding. Gene Ontology annotation, biological process: fructose metabolic process; fructose 2,6-bisphosphate metabolic process.